GCUUGACCACAACAUGGCUGCGGCGCCGGGGCUGCUCUUCUGGCUGCUCGUGGUCGGGGCGCCCUGGCGGGUGCCGGGCCAGCAGGACCCGGGCGCCGGCCGGCGCUUCUCAGAGCACAAACUCUGCGCGGACGACGAAUGCAGCAUGUUAAUGUACCGGGGUGAGGCUCUAGAAGAUUUCACAGGUCCGGAUUGUCGUUUUGUGAAUUUUAAAAAAGGUGACUCUGUGUAUGUCUACUAUAAACUGGCAGGGAGAUGGCCAGAAGUUUGGGCUGGAAGUGUUGGGCGUAUUUUUGGAUAUUUUCCAAAGGAUUUAAUCCAGGUAGUCCAUGAGUAUACCAAAGAAGAGCUACAAAUUCCAACAGAUGAAACAGAUUUUGUCUGUUUUGAUGGAGGAAGAGAUGAUUUUGAUAAUUAUAAUGUAGCAGAUCUUUUAGGGUUUUUGGAAUUGUAUGAUUCUGCAACUGGAAACUCUGAGAAAGCUGUAGAAAAAACUUCUCAGCAUGUGGAUCAACUUCCUGAAGUAUCUAAGGAAAGUGAGCCUGAACCAGUAGAAGUCAGCUCAGAGGAAAAUGAAAGUGUGUUCUCAGAAAACACUAAAGAUCUCAAGGAACAAUUUAUGACUCAGAAGAACCACCCCCACACAAACAGCCAAGCAGAUGACGCUCAGGGAGAGCAUUCUUCAUUUGAACCUUUUAAAGAAGUGCUGCAAGAGAAAUUACAAGUGCCAGAAAAUGAGAACAACAAAACUAACAAUAGUUCUCAGGUUUCAAAGGAGCAGGAAAAGAUGGAUGCUUAUAAACUGUUGAAAAAAGAAAUGACCCUGGACUUGAAAACCAAAUUUGGCUCAACUGCUGAUGCACUUGUAUCUGAUGAUGAGACAACCAGCCUCGUUACCUCAUUAGAGGAUGAUUUUGAUGAGGAAUUGGAAGCUGAGUAUUACGAAGUCAAGAAGGAGGAAGAGGAGAAUCUAGAAGACUUUGAUGAGCUGCCAUUACUAACCUUCAAAAGUGGAGAAGAUACGGAAACUGCAGUAAAAUCUGGAGUUGAGAAAUAUUCUACAGACAAAGAGCAGAAUACAAAUAAAGAGGAUAAGGUUGAAGGAGCUGUGCCCUCUGGCAUCAAAAAGGAAGAUAUGGAUAUUCUAACAAGCUGGGGGGAUACUAUCUUUUCUAUUGUCACUGGAGGUGAAGAAAAAACAGGUGUGAUGGAUUUAGAGAGUUCUGAUUCAGAGGAAGAAAAAGAUGAUGAUGUUUCCUUGGUUCCAGGUACCGAACAGGGGAAACCACAAUCAGCAACAGAAUACACUGACCCUGAACAUGUGGAAGACAGUCUUCUGAUUGUAGAAGUCCCUAAAACAAGUAAUGACAAAGGCUCAGAAGUGGGCACUGAACUUGACAUUAAAGGAAAAGGGAGGCAGGAAUCUGAGAGGGGCCUGGUACAAGAUGAGAUCGAGUUAGAGGAUGAAAAGCCGGAAGGGGUGACCGUGCACAGUUCUACGCAAAGCAAUAAUCUCAACUCCUUGCCAGCUGCUGAAAAGGGUAAAGACAUAUUACAGUCAGCUUCUGAUGACAAAGACAAUGACCUAGAAGGUGCAGCUGUUCAUAUCUCCAAAGGAAUGCUCCCCGAAAAAAAGCCCGGAGAGAUUUUCGAAGGUGGCUCAGGGAGCGACUCUGUGCAUAAAGCUGUGGGGAGUCAGAUGAAUGCAAAGAAGAUUGAACAGGAGUCCUUGGGUCUCGUACCACUCGUAGGAGAUGAUCAGCAUAAUGUGUCCAGAAACAGUGUGGAGGAAGCAGAUGUUGUGUUAAAUGGACCGAAACCACACACACUUUCAGUGGAGCAUCAGCGUGAGGAAUUUAAAGAGGAUGUAGUUCUUAAAACUCACAAUCAACCAAGAUUCUCCUCCCCAGGUGAAAUUCGUUUGCCCAGAGAACUAGAAGAAGAGGUUCCCAUUCCGGGAAGAAAUCUUUCAUGGUCACCAGAAAGAGACAUGGCUGUGGCAGUCCCUAAGCCCUUGAGUGAGAUGAAGAGGCUUUCUGAGGAAGAGGUGGGAGACGACUCCACUAUGGAAGAGUCUGUGCAUCACAAGGCCGUGCGGGGCACACAGGAGCCAGGAGAAGCAGGCCAAGCUGCUGGGGUGGGAGGGCCAGGCUUCUACGCUGAAAAGCCAGAAGCAGAGGAGGAGGAUUAUCUCCCUGAAGAACUGCUGGAGGAUGAAAACGCUCAAAGUGCAAAACAAGCUAAAGACAGAAACCCUGGGGUUCAGGACAGGCAGUUAGAAGUUAAUCUGCAAGUCCCUGAAACAGCAUUUUUAGGGACCACUGAUGCUGAUCCAGAAAUCGAUGAAAACAAGCAAGAAGCUAAUAUGUUGGGUCGAGAAAACAAAAAUGAAACUGCAGGCGAAGGCAUUGACACGGUAGGCGGGGAACCAGCUGGGAUGGCGGUAGAAAAGGACGAUCACCCCCUGGUAGAUGAGAAAGCACAGAUGCCGUCUGACACGAGUGACUUUCCUGACCAGGUGAAAACUUGGACUCCAGAGUUAGGUGAAGUGUUUCAGAAGAAUGAUCCUGAUUAUCUGAAACGAGAGACCCCUGAGGAACGUCUGAAGACCCCAGAGCUUGCAGAGAAGCCUGGGGGAGAAGAACCCUCCAAAGAGGACCAUGAGGACAUAGAAAAAUUCUUGGACACUGAAAGCCAGGGAUCUGCUUCUGAAGAACUUGAUGAUGACCCAUUCCACUGGGCUCCACAUACAACUGUAGAGCCCAAGCACAGAGACAAGAGGGAGGACUUGCCUAUAAUAAAUACCUUCUUUAAAGAGCAGCAGUCUCUGCAGCGAUUCCAGAAGUACUUUGAUGUCCACGAGCUGGAAGCCAUGCUCCAAGAAAUGUCAUUAAAGCUGAAGUCAGCACAGCGGGAGAGCCUGCCCUACAACGUGGAAAAAGUCCUAGAUAAAGUCUUCCGUGCUUCUGAGUCACAGAUUUUGAGCAUAGCAGAGCAAAUGCUCGAUGCUCGUGUGACCAAAAGUAGAGAGCAGGGGAUGAAGGAAAGUAAUGUGUUUGAAGAGGCUGCAGUGCUAGAUGACGUUCAAGACCUGAUCUAUUUUGUCAGGUACAGGCACUCCACAGAAGAGGAGACAGCCCCACUGGUGGUGGCACCACCUCUCCAGGAAGGCUGGGGUAAACCUGGGGAAGAGAUGAAGCCACCCCAUGAAGAUAAUUUCUCUCAAGAGAAUGUGGACGAACUUCAUAUGCAGGUUCCUGAAGAGCACGCCUCCUUGGACCAGCUCCUGACGGGGGACGUGGGGGCCGCAGAAGUGUCACAGACGUUGAAUACUGAGAAAGACUUGGACCCAGGGGUGAUUACAACAGAAGGCACUCCUGCCAAUGCUGUUGAUGCGAAAAAGCAACUGGAGAUAGAUGCUGAAGAGACAGCAGUGGUUACACCGUUGGAAAAUGCAGUCUUUCUAGUAUAUUCAUUCCUGUUUUAUUUAACUAAAUCGCCGGGUUCUGUCCCGAAGAGGAAACGGCGACAGACAGUGGUAUCCAGUGCCAUUCCGCAGGGAAGCGUCGCCUCCCCACUCAGCUGGCCCUACACAAUGGACUCUGUACCUGCCACAGUGCCUUCUAUCACCGCUGCCUCGGGGGACCCGGAGCUUCUGGGACCCCUGUCCGUUCUCUAUGCAGCGUUUAUAGCCAAGCUGCUGGAGUUAGUUGCUACAUUGACUGAUGAUGUUCAGCCUGGGCCUGAUUUUUAUGGACUGCCAUGGAAACCCGUACUUAUCACUGCCUUCUUGGGAAUUGCUUCAUUUGCCGUUUUCUUCUGUAGAACUGUCCUUGUUGUAAAGAAUAGAGUAUAUCAAGUCACCGAACAGCAAAUUUCUGAGAAGUUAAAGGCCAUCAUGAAAGAAAAUGCAGACCUUGUUCAAAAAUUGUCAAACUAUGAACAGAAGAUAAAGGAAUCAAAGAAACAUGUUCAGGAAACCAAGAAACAAAAUAUGAUUCUCUCUGAUGAAGCAAUUAAAUUUAAGGAUAAAAUCAAGAAACUUGAAGAAACUAAUGAAUCUCUGGAUGACACAGCUAAAAGUCUCCGUAUUAUGUUAGAAUCUGAGAGAGAACAGAAUGUCAGGAAUCAGGACUUGAUAUUGGAAAAUAAGAAAUCUAUAGAGAAGUUAAAGGAUGUUAUUUCAAUGAAUGCCUCAGAAUUCUCAGAGGUUCAAAUUGCGCUUAAUGAAGCUAAGCUUAGUGAAGAGAAAGUGAAGUCUGAAUGUCAUCGGGUCCAAGAAGAAAAUGCUAGGCUUAAAAAGAAGAAAGAGCAGUUGCAGCAAGAAAUUGAAGAUUGGAGUAAGUCACAUGCUGAGCUCAGUGAGCAAAUCAAAUCAUUUGAGGAGUCUCAGAAAGAUUUGCAAGUAGCUCUUACUCAUAAAGAUGAUAAUAUUGAUGCUUUGACUAAUUGUAUUACACAGUUGAAUCGGUUAGAAUGUGAAUCUGAAUCUGAGGGCCAAAAUAAAGGAGAAAAUGAGUCAGAUGAAUUAGCAAAUGGAGAAGUAGGAGGUAACCGGAAGGAGAAGAUGAAAAAUCAAAUUAAGCAGAUGAUGGACGUCUCUCGGACACAAACCGCAAUAUCAGUGGUUGAAGAGGAUCUAAAACUUUUACAGUUCAAGCUAAGAGCCUCAAUGUCCACUAAAUGUAACCUGGAAGACCAAAUAAAAAACUUAGAAGAUGACCGCAGUUCACUGCAGGCGGCUAAAGCUAGACUGGAAGACGAGUGCGUAACCUUACGGCAGAAAGUGGAGAUUCUGAACGAACUCUAUCAGCAGAAGGAGAUGGCUCUGCAAAAGAAAUUGAGUCAAGAAGAAUAUGAGCGGCAAGAAAGAGAACAGAAGCUGUCAGCUGCAGAUGAAAAGGCGGUGUUGGCUGCAGAGGAAGUAAAAACUUACAAGCGGAGAAUUGAAGAAAUGGAAGAUGAGUUACAGAAAACAGAGCGCUCAUUUAAAAACCAGAUUGCUACUCAUGAGAAGAAAGCUCAUGAUAACUGGCUCAAAGCUCGUGCUGCAGAAAGAGCUAUAGCUGAAGAGAAAAGGGAAGCUGCCAACUUGAGACACAAAAUAUUGGAAUUAACGCAGAAAAUAGCAAUGCUGCAAGAAGAACCUGUGAUUGUAAAACCAAUGCCAGGAAGGCCAAAUACACAGAACCCUCCACGGAGAGGUGCUCUGAGCCAGAACGGCUCCUUUGGCCCAUCCCCUGUAAGUGGUGGAGAAUGCUCCCCUCCACUGACAGUGGAGCCACCUGUGCGACCACUCUCUGCUACUCUCAAUCGAAGAGAUAUACCUAGAAGUGAAUUCGGGUCAGUGGAAGGGCCUCUACCUCGUCCUCGAUGGCCAUCUGAGGCAUCAGGGAAACCGUCUGCCUCUGAUCCAGGAUCUGGUACAGCUGCCAUGAUGAAUAGCAGCUCAAGAAACUCUUCCCCUACUAAGGUGAUGGAUGAGAGCAAGCAAACUGUUCUCCAAGAGCCUGAAGGCCCUUCAGUUCCCGGCAGUACAUCUUUGGCUGAGCAUCCAGUAGCAGUAGCAGUUAAUAUGACUACAAAAGGGCCCCCUCCUUUCCCAGGGGUGCCUCUCAUGAGCCCCCCUAUAGGAGGAGGCCCUCUACCACCACCCAUUCGAUAUGGACCACCUCCUCAGCUCUGUGGGCCUUUUGGGCCUCGGCCACUUCCUCCACCAUUUGGUCCUGGAAUGCGUCCACCACUAGGCUUAAGAGAAUAUGCACCAGGUGUUCCACCUGGAAAACGGGACCUGCCUCUUGAUCCUCGGGAAUUUUUACCAGGACACGCACCAUUUAGACCUUUAGGUUCUCUUGGCCCAAGGGAGUACUUUAUUCCCAGUACCCGAUUACCACCCCCAGCCCAUGGGCCCCAGGACUACCCACCAUCACCUGCUGCAAGAGACUUACCGCCUUCAGGCUCUAGUGAGCCACCAUCUGCCUCUCAGAGCAGUAACCAGGACUGUUCACAGGCUUUAAAACAGAGCCCGUAACUAUGACCUCUGAUAUUUAGUUGGAGAGAAAGUGGACUGUGUAGUCACUAUUCAUUACAGUAAAGGAUUUCAUUGGCUUCAAAAUCCAAAAGUUUAUUUUAAAAGUUUUGUUUGUUGGGACUAAGCUGCUUUGGCAGUAUGCAUUUUUGAGCCAAACAAUUAAAAAAUAUCAUUUUCCCCUUAAAUAAAAAUCACCUCUUAAGCUAGUGUGUCUUUAUAACUUUGAAAUGUGCAAUAAAGAAUACCUGUGUUUUAGCUAAUGUAGCAUAUGUAAUUGCUAAGUGAUUUAAAAUGUCAUGAAAAUACAAACAUUUCCUGUGGAAAUGCUUUAAGAACAUGUAUUUCCAUUAUCCUAUUUUUAGUGUACACCAGUUGAAUACAGAGCAAUGCUGUGUAUAAGCUUGAUUUUUUUUUUUUUUAAAUAAACUUAUCUGGUCGGUGAGACUGUUACGCUCAACAUGUUUACUGAAAGAUCACUAAACUUUAUCUUCCCUCUCGAUGUUCUUUGUAGUAAUAGUUCAUAAAAAUUUGUUUAUUAAUAUU
Otolemur garnettii (small-eared galago) is the source of this 6574-nucleotide messenger RNA. It is a transcript of the gene MIA3, whose product is annotated as MIA family member 3, ER export factor. Gene Ontology annotation, cellular component: endoplasmic reticulum membrane; endoplasmic reticulum exit site. Lineage: Eukaryota; Metazoa; Chordata; Mammalia; Primates; Galagidae. Gene Ontology annotation, molecular function: protein binding. The transcript has 30 exons. The record is from RefSeq and is a predicted model, not a curated record. Gene Ontology annotation, biological process: vesicle cargo loading; endoplasmic reticulum to Golgi vesicle-mediated transport; protein secretion. Bases 14 to 6031 code for a protein of 2005 amino acids.